Messenger RNA from Anguilla rostrata (American eel), 3288 nucleotides. RefSeq names its product phosphodiesterase 6A, cGMP-specific, rod, alpha (gene pde6a). The transcript has 22 exons. Gene Ontology annotation, molecular function: 3',5'-cyclic-nucleotide phosphodiesterase activity; protein binding. Gene Ontology annotation, cellular component: photoreceptor outer segment membrane. Gene Ontology annotation, biological process: signal transduction; retina development in camera-type eye. Lineage: Eukaryota; Metazoa; Chordata; Actinopteri; Anguilliformes; Anguillidae. The record is from RefSeq and is a predicted model, not a curated record. The coding region runs from base 182 to 2755 and encodes 857 amino acids.
UAGGUGCUGAGAAUAACACAGAGAGAUGAUCAGAGUGAGCAACUGAAUACAGUGGCUGCUCUUGGGAAGAAUCAGGGUUUGUUGGGAGAUAUAUUUGUGGUGUGUUUCACUGUCAUUUUCCACCUCCGUAUUUAAAUUCCAUAUUCGAACUAUUUAUUUUGAGCAGCAGCUACUCCAAAAAAUGGCAGCAGUGGACAAAGACGUGGCGGAGAAGUUUUUGGACAGCAACCCUGCCUUCGCCAAGGAGUACUACGAUCUCAAAUUCAGGCCGAAGAUCAUCUCAGAUCUCCUGGGGAGCAGACGGUCGGAGGUGGACAUCAGCCAGUUCCACAACCUGACCAGCGUGGAGGAGAGCGAGAUCAUGUUCGACCUGGUGCGGGACCUCCAGGAGAACCUGCAGAUGGAGCGGGCCAUCUUCAACCUCAUGCGCCACCUCAGCUUCAUGAUGCGGGCCGACCGCAUGAGCCUCUUCAUGUACCGCAUGCGGAACGGCACGGCCGAGCUGGCCACGCGCCUCUUCAACGUCCACAAGGACGCCGCGCUCGACGAGUGCCUGGUGCCGCCCGACAGCGAGAUCGUCUACCCGCUGGACACCGGGAUCGUGGGCCACGUGGCCUGCACCAAGAAGACCGUCAACGUGCCCGAUGUGACACAGAAUAGCAACUUCAGCGAUUUUGUGGACACACUCACGGAAUAUCAGACCAAGAAUGUCCUGGCCACGCCCAUCAUGAAUGGAAAAGACAUGGUGGCUGUCAUCAUGGCUGUGAACAAGAUUGGGGGGCCACACUUCACCAAACAGGAUGAGGAGACCCUGAUGAAGUACAUUAAUUUUGCCAAUCUGGUGCUGAGAGUCUUCCACCUCAAUUACCUUCACAACUGUGAGACCAGAAGAGGGCAGGUGCUGCUGUGGUCUGCCAGCAAGGUGUUCGAGGAGCUGACCGACAUCGAGCGACAGUUCCACAAGGCCCUCUACACAGUCAGAGCCUUCCUCAACUGUGAGCGCUAUUCCGUAGGACUCCUGGACAUGACCAAGACAAAGGAAUUCUUUGACCUCUGGCCAGUGUUGAUGGGGGAGGUUCCUCCCUAUGAUGGGCCUAAGACUCCGGAUGGCAGAGAAAUUAUAUUCUACAAAGUAAUCGAUUACAUAUUGCAUGGAAAAGAGGAGAUCAAAGUCAUUCCGAGCCCCCCAGCGGACCACUGGGCCCUGUGCAGCGGCCUGCCCACAUACGUGGCCGAGAAUGGACUGAUUUGCAACAUAAUGAAUGCCGGGCAGGACGAUUUCUUUGAAUUUCAAAAAGGACCUCUGGAGGACUCAGGCUGGACCAUUAAGAAUGUGCUGUCUUUGCCCAUCGUCAACAAGAAAGAAGAGAUUGUGGGCGUGGCCACCUUUUACAACAGGAAGGAUGGGAAGCCCUUUGAUGAGAUGGAUGAAACACUCAUGGAGUCUCUGACACAGUUCCUUGGCUGGUCGGUGCUGAACACGGACACGUAUGAUAAGAUGAAUAAACUGGAAAAUCGCAAGGACAUCUUCCAGGACAUGGUCCUCUAUCAUGUCAAGUGCAGGAAAGAUGAGAUUCAGAACAUCCUGAAUACAAGAGAGUUGUACAACAAGGAGCCUAAUGACUGCGAAGAAGAUGAGCUUGAAGCAAUCUUGGAAGAACAGCUUCCAGAUUCAGAAGAGUCAGAGAUCUUUGAGUUCCAUUUCUGUGACUUUGACUUCACGGAGCUGGACCUGGUCAAGUGCGGAAUUAAGAUGUACUACGAACUGGGCGUAGUGGACAAGUUCCAUAUCCCUAGAGAGACUCUGGUGAGGUUCAUGUACUCCCUCAGCAAGGGCUACAGGAAGAUCACCUACCACAACUGGAGGCAUGGUUUCAACGUGGGGCAGACCAUGUUCACGCUGCUUAUGACAGGCGACCUGAAGCGUUACUACACUGACCUGGAGGCCAUGGCCAUGGUUACUGCCGGUUUCUGCCAUGACAUUGACCACCGAGGAACAAAUAACCUCUAUCAGAUGAAAUCCGGAAACCCCCUGGCAAAACUUCACGGCUCCUCCAUCUUAGAGAGACACCACCUGGAGUUUGGGAAAACACUGCUGAGAGAUGAUGACUUAAACAUUUACCAGAAUCUGAACAGACGACAGCACGAGCAUGUCAUCCAUUUGAUGGACAUCGCCAUCAUUGCAACUGACUUGGCUCUAUAUUUCAAGAAAAGAGCCAUGUUCCAGAAAAUUGUGGACCUGUCCAAAACCUAUGAGGAUUGGGACACCUGGACCAAAUUCAUGAUGCUUGAGACCACCAGAAAGGAGAUAGUCAUGGCCAUGAUGAUGACUGCCUGUGACUUGUCUGCUAUUGCCAAACCCUGGGAGAUCCAGAGCAAGGUGGCGUUGUCCGUAGCGGCGGAGUUCUGGGAACAGGGUGACCUGGAAAGGACCGUGCUGGAGCAACAGCCCAUUCCCAUGAUGGACCGGAACAAAGCGGCUGAACUUCCCAAGCUGCAGUGCGGUUUCAUCGAUUUUGUCUGCGCGUUCGUAUACAAGGAGUUCUCUCGUUUCCAUGUGGAGAUCACCCCCAUGUUAGAGCGUCUGCUGAACAACAGGAAGGAGUGGAACGCACUGAAGGAGGAGUACGAGGCCAAGUUGGCCUCACUGGAGGGGGCCAAGACGCAAAAGGAGGAGCCUGCGGCGACCACGGCCUCCAAGGGGGCGAACCAGGCCCCGAGUCAAUCCCAGUCCAAGACCUGCGUCAUCAACUAGAUGGAAGAACAAGCCAGGGCACUUCAUUAGUCUGAGAACAAGAAGUAUUCUUGCCUCACAAUUGACUUGUCUUUUCCCCAAACAUUUCAUUAGCUUUCUCACUCUUCCUGACCUCCAGAUCUCUUAGGCCAGGCUUCAAUCAGCAAUGAUGAAGCUUAACUUUGUUAUGGAGUGGUUGGUGCAUGAUAGAAAAAAGGAAACCUGCAUCUGAGCACUGAGCAUAAUUAUGAAGUAUUCCUGCAUGUUCAAGAGAUUUGAUGGCAGAUAUUAUUUAUCACUGUACAAUCAUAGUAUGAUAUAAUUUUGUUUCCUGUGUGUUAGAGCCUGUAUUUGAAAUUCAUGGGUUGGAUUUUGUAUAUCUUGCCAUCCCGUAGGUCAUCAGAUAUCAAAUUAUGUGUCUGAUAAUACAGAUUACAGAGAAGUGUUUACAUUUUAGCAAACCUGUCAUUUUUUUCACUGAAUUCUAAAGAUGCAGACAGAAUAAACAUAGGGCAUAAUUCAAUAUGAAAAAUAAAAUGUUUUACUAAAAUGCA